Messenger RNA from Ictalurus furcatus (blue catfish), 2276 nucleotides. It is a transcript of the gene enpp7.2, whose product is annotated as ectonucleotide pyrophosphatase/phosphodiesterase 7, tandem duplicate 2. NCBI's taxonomy places the organism in Eukaryota, Metazoa, Chordata, Actinopteri, Siluriformes, Ictaluridae. The record is from RefSeq and is a predicted model, not a curated record. Bases 849 to 2276 code for a protein of 475 amino acids. The transcript has 6 exons.
CGAUGGUACUAUGGUACUGUGGUUCGGUGGUGGCAGAAUUUGGUAUGAUCAUAUAGAGGGAGUAAUACAUUACAUAACCUGGGUUUAUUCUAAGACAGUUAUCUUUCCUUUUGGUACAUAUGGAUUCUCCCUUGAUUAAUUUCUUUAAACUGUGAUUAUUUAUUAUUAAAGUCUGAUAUACCUCAAAUACACAUACCCAUUAUUUGUUUGUUUGUUUGUUUGACAGUACACUGUUAAAAUGCCAUUCCCCAUAAACCUUUGCCACAUUAAUGUCAUUUUAAUGUAUAAUCUCUUUUUUUUUUUCUUUUUGCAAGCCGGCUUUGCAUAGACCACUCUGAUAAAAAUAAACAUGAAAUAUUCUAUCUAUAUGCUAUACUAUCUAUAUCAUUUGUCUUUUUUCUAACAUUGUUUAGCAUAUAUAAAUCUAACAUAAACCUAACAAAAUGCACAAAUUAUAUAUAACUUAAUAAUUGUAAUGAGUUUUUAAAUCGAUUUUUAGAUGAGUUAUUUCAAAUCUGAUGCAAUUUGUGCUGGAGUAAACUGUCUAAUAUGCAUACUCAAAUAUUCCAUAUCAGAUUCACUUUAUCACUGUAGUAGAAAAUUGACUGAAAACAUUUGCUUCAACAUAACCUGAGUAGAGUUAUAAACCUGCAGAAAAGUGCUGAAUGAAAACUGCCCCAUUAUUAACCUCUGAUAUAGCAGCUGUGAUAAGAUAAAUUGAGGUAAUCUGAUCAUAAAACUCAAGGUGAAGUGAAAUAGCAUGAAGUGUGGGAAAGGUUGGCAGCAGUCAGAAAAUGAUCUGAGCACACAGCACUAAGCACUGUUAGUGUACCAGACCUCUUCUAGCCAUGUUGUUGACGAUAAGUCUUUGGCUGUUUGCAGUUUCUCCAGCUCUCUUUGCUCCAGUCAAAGAACCCUGUACAACAGGAAGAAACAAGCUUCUGCUCAUCUCCUUUGAUGGAUUCAGAUGGGAUUAUGACCGGGAUGUGGACACACCAAAUCUUGACAAGAUGGCUCAAGAUGGCAUAAAAGCUACUUAUGUCAUCCCACCCUACAUAACGAUCACUAGCCCGAGUCACUUCACUCUGCUUACAGGACGUUACAUUGAGAAUCAUGGUGUGAUUCACAAUAUGUGGUUUAACACCACUACUCAGGAGAAGAAGCAAUACUACAUGGCACAGUUUGUCGAUGACUACUGGGACAAUGGCAGUCUACCUAUAUGGAUUACAGCUCAAAGACAGGGUCUGAAAACUGGCUCUUUGCAUUUUCCGGGUACGGCUGCCACAUAUCAGAAUGAGAGGGUGCAUGUGAGAGAGGUGGAAUCUCAAUUUUAUGACUACAGCAAUGAAACAGAUUGGAGAAUGAAUGUGGAUAAAGUGAUGGGUGAUUGGUUUAAAAAACAGGAUCUGGACUUUGUCACUCUAUAUUUUGGUGAGCCAGACGAGACAGGCCAUAAAUAUGGGCCUGACUCCCCAGAACGACGUGAUGCAGUCAGGAAAGUGGACCGCACCAUUGGCUAUAUACGUGACACUGUGCAAAAACAUGGUCUUGCUGACCGCCUGAACAUCAUCAUCACUGCUGAUCAUGGUAUGACUACUGUGCUGAGAGGAGAUGGAAUAAAAAAGAUUAUUCUCUCCCAAAUCCCUGGCUUCUCAUUUCAGGAUAUUAAGUUCCAGUUGUUAGACUAUGGCCCUAAUGGGAUGCUAUUGCCUAAAGAGGGCAUGCUGGAGAAGGUUUAUAGAGUCCUGAAAGGUGCCCAUCCUAACCUCCAUGUCUAUAAGAAGGAAGACAUGCCUGCUCGUCUUCAUUAUUCUAAUCAUCCACGUAUUUUACCCCUCCUUCUCUAUGCAGACCCAGGAUAUGUAAUCAGUGGGAUUCUCCCAGUUCAGACCAGUAAAGGAGAACAUGGAUUUGAUAAUCAAGCUUUAGACAUGAAGGCUUUCUUCAGGGCAGUAGGGCCUGACUUUAAUAAGAACCGUGUAGUGGGACCUUUUGAAACAGUUAAUGUUUAUCCCUUAAUGUGUCAUCUACUGGGAAUAAAACCUGAGGUUAAUGAUGGCUCUCUUGAUAACACCAGACAUCUUCUAGUCUCUGGUGGGCAACAGUGUGACAGCAAAGAACCAAACCAGAUGAGCAUCGUCACUGGCAUAGCUGUAGUGGUCGGGUUUCUGGUAGCUGUCUUCAUCACUGUUUCAUCGUAUAAUGUCUUCAAGCGAAAUAGAACAAAUAUAAGGCCUCGCCCCAGCCGCCUGGCCCUCUCCUGCCAGCCUGAAUAA